This is a messenger RNA of Diospyros lotus (date-plum), 2128 nucleotides long. RefSeq names its product U3 small nucleolar RNA-associated protein 18 homolog. The record is from RefSeq and is a predicted model, not a curated record. Bases 296 to 1960 code for a protein of 554 amino acids. Gene Ontology annotation, cellular component: Pwp2p-containing subcomplex of 90S preribosome; small-subunit processome. Gene Ontology annotation, molecular function: protein binding. The transcript has 2 exons. Gene Ontology annotation, biological process: rRNA processing. NCBI's taxonomy places the organism in Eukaryota, Viridiplantae, Streptophyta, Magnoliopsida, Ericales, Ebenaceae.
UUGAGUCCAGCCCACCUGCAAACCCUUCUCCUUCCUCUCUCGACCUCGCUCUCGCUCACCCUCGCUGCCUCUUCUCUUUUGCUCGUCCACUCGCGCUCGCCCUCGCUUUCUGCUUCUCUCUUGCUCUCGCUCGCCCUCCGGCCCUCGCUGCCUUUCUCUUGCUCUCGCUCGACCCCCCUCGCCCUCGCUCGCUGCCUCUGAUUCAGGUUUUCGUUUUACCCCCCAAACUUCCAGUCUCCAGAUCUGCUUCAUUCGAGCCCGGAUCUGUAUUGCUGGAGUAACCAUUCACAAAAAGAUGAGUUUGAUUUCUCAAAAUGUACUUCCUAAUGACCAAAUUGAGGAGAUUAAAAGGAAGACCUCUGAGAAGCCUUCACUCUCAGAUGGUGACAAAAUAAAGAAGAGAAAGAAAGAGCAGAAGGAAGAGGACAUACAGAUGGUAAUUCAUCAGGAAAAAGAAAUGAAGAAGUUGGAGAACUUUUUGUUUGGUUCUUUGUACUCCCCAGUUGAGUUUGGGAAGGAUGAUGGGGAGGAACUGAUGAACGUGCCUGGCAAGAACUCUGCUUUGUUCUUCACAGACAGGUCUGCAGAUACGGUGGUCUCUGUUUAUGAGGAGAAUGUGAUGCUCCAGGAGAGUAGUAACGAUGAAGGGAAAGGAGGGGAAAGGGAACCUGUAUGGGUGGAUGAGGAGGAGAAAAAGAUCAGCAUAAAUAUAGCUAAAGUUAACAGAUUAAGAAAGCUGAGGAAGGAAGAGGAUGAGAAUGUGAUAUCAGGUUCAACAUACAUGUCCAGAUUAAGGGCUCAGCAUAUAAAGUUGAACCCAGGAACAGAGUGGGCCCAACUUGAUUUGCAAACUGGGUAUUACAGCUCUGAUGACGAAGAUUCUGGUAAAGAAGAUGGGAUAUCUUUGGCACGUGGUUAUAACAAUAUUGAACGUGUUGAUGAAAUUCUCCAAACAAAUGAGGACCUUGUUGUGAAGAGCAGUGUGAAGCUGUUGCCUGGACUCCUUGAGUACUCAAGAUUAAUAGAUGCAAAUGCUGAGGAUCCUUCCAGUGGUCCCAUAAAUUCAGUUCAGUUCCAUAGGAAUGCUCAAUUGCUGCUUACUGGUGGAUUAGACAAAAAACUGAGGUUUUUCCAGAUAGAUGGCAAAAGGAACACAAAAAUACAAAGUAUCUUCCUAGACGAUUGUCCUGUUAGGAAGGCCGCUUUCUUACCUGAUGGAUCUCAAGUGAUUGCAUCAGGAAGAAGAAAGUUCUUCUAUAGUUUCGAUCUAGUGAAAGCAACUGUUGAUAAAAUUGGGCCCCUUACUGGGAGGGAGGAGAAGAGCUUGGAAGUUUUUGAGGUUUCACCUGAUUCUAGAACAAUCGCUUUUGUGGGUAAUGAAGGAUAUAUCUUGUUAGUCUCAUCAAAAACAAAGGAACUUAUUGGAACGCUCAAGAUGAAUGGGACUUGUAGGUCAUUAGCUUUUGCUAAUGAUGGGCAACACUUACUUAGCUCUGGUGGUGAUGGGCAUGUUUAUCAUUGGGAUCUGAGAACAAGGGCUUGCUUCCACAAGGCUGUUGACGAAGGCUGCAUAAAUGGUACAGCUCUUUGUACAUCCCCAAGUGGAAGUCUAUUUGCAGCUGGUUCAGACAGUGGGAUUGUGAAUAUUUACAAUAGAGAAAAUUUUUUGGGGGGCAAGAGAAAACCGAUGAAGACCAUUGAGAAUCUAACCACAAAGGUGGAUUUUAUGAAAUUCAAUACAGAUAAUCAGAUAUUGGCAAUCAGUUCUAGCAUGAAGAAAAAUAGCCUUAAGCUAGUUCACAUUCCAUCAUUUACUGUCUUCUCUAACUGGCCUCCACCAAAUCGAACCCUACAUUAUCCCCGAUGCUUGGACUUUAGUCCUGGUGGUGGUUUCAUGGCUCUAGGAAAUGCAGCUGGAAAGGUCUUAUUGUAUAAGUUGCAUCAUUACAACCAUGCAUGAGGCAACUAUGAAUUAUGUAUUUUCAUGAAAUUUUGUUCAUCACUCAAUUUCAUGUUUAGGAUGCUCUGUUACCUAAAAAGUAGAGCAGUUUAAUACAUUCAGUCUUUAAGUCUUGAUGCUUUCCUCUUUUAUUUAAAAGAAAACGGUCAUUUGACCUUUUACACUCUA